UGUGUGCUGCAGAUUUGCAGCCUAGAGAAUGGAAGCUGAACCCAAGUUUAUAUCAGGACUUCUGGUGGAGUUUCCUCUCGCACAGGAAAGCUGAGCUUCCUCUAUGGCAAGCAGACCUCCCAAUGGGUACACACCACAGCAAAUCCCGAACGAGAGAGGCAGCUGCACCACUUCAAUAAAAGUGGGGAGAAGGAAUGGAAUAUGAGCACAAAAAAGCAAAAAAGGGAUUUGUGUCUCCAAUCAAACGACUGGUUUUCCCAAAGACUCCACGAAAGCAGGCGGACAGGAGCAGCCUGUACAGAAGGCCCCUGCAUUCUGUCCCUCUCUAUCCUCCUGAUUUCCUCAUCCAUCCUGAGCGGCUCCUUCAUGACUAUGUAGAGAAGGAAGUUAAGUUUCUAGGUCAUUUGACCUGGGUGUCAUGUUCUUUGAACCCCUCUAGCAGAGAUGAGCUUCUGCAGCUUCUUGACACAGCCAGGAAGCUGAAGGAGCUGCCCCUGAAGACGACCCCUGAGCAAGACAGCAUCCUCAGUCUGUCGGCCCGCUGCCUGCUGCUCACCUGGAGAGACAACGAGGAGCUCAUCCUGCGCAUCCCCACCCACGAGAUCGCAGCCGCCUCUUACCUGCGCGAUGACUCGCUGCACCUCCUAGUGCUGAAAACAGGGCUUGGUGUGGACCCUGUGCCAGCAGGGGGCAGUCUGGAGAGGAGGCACCCUAGUGGCAGCCUGGAGAGGAAACAGGGCAUCGAAGGCAGGAGGCAGACUGUCAGCAACAUGGACCGGCGUCCUGCGGGGGGCACUAUGGAACGCAGACACACGAUCUGCAGCGUGGACUGGAAGAUGUCUGGCAGGCAUGAGCAGAAACUGGCCGGGAGCAGCUCGGAGGUGAAAGCCCCAGGGGGGAGCCUGGAGCGGAAGCAGGCUGGGGGCAGCUGGGAGAGAAGGCAAACCCGGAAGUCAGGAGGCAGCUGGGACAGAAGACCAAUGAGCGGGAGCUGGGAAAGACGGAACACAGCCAGUGUGGGGGGCAGCUGGGAAAGGAGACACGCAGGCAAGCCUGGGGGAAGCUGGGAAAGGAAGCAUACUUGUGGAGGUAGCUGGGAACGCAGGCAGGCUUACAGUGGGAGCUGGGAGCGGGGCAAGUCCUAUGGCAGCUGGGAGAGAAGGAAUGCUGGCAUUAACCCUCUGGACCCUCUGAAGCCAACUCCAUGCCCAGAUGCGUACUGUAACUUGGUGAUCUUGGCAGUGGAAAACAGGGAUGCUGCGGAGGAAUACUGUGCACUUAUUUGCCAGGUUUUCCAGAUAAUCUAUGGUGAUCAGACAAUUGAGUGUGUGGAUCGGGCAGGAUACCACUAUACCUCCACUCCAGACAGUUACUGGCUGCAGAGAAGUGACAGCUGCCUCACAGAUAUGACUUACGGUUAUGAGGCGGAUUUCAGCUGCUGCAGCUCCUUUAAUGGCUCUCAGGAGACCUUUGACCCCUACUACAGUGAGAACUACAGUGAGGGCUCUUCUUUCCGGGAGUCGCACCACAGCCUGGCUUCCCUGCACAGUGAGAGUGAGCAAAGCAGCGUAGAGGUGCAGCUGCUUCAGGAGUACAUGAUAACCCUGAGGAGUAAGCUUAGCCCUCCGGAAAUCCAGCAGUUUGCCCUCCUGCUGCGCGAGUACAGAAUGGGAGCCCACAUCGAGGAGUUCUGCUCAGACCUACUCCAACUGUACGGAGACAAAAGGAAGUUCCUUCUUUUAGGAAUGAGGCCAUUCAUCCCAGACAAAGAUGUGGGCGUGUUCGAGAGCUUCCUAGAAAGCAUUGGGAUACGAGAAGGCGGGAUUCUGACGGACAGCUUCGGGCGCAUCAAGCGAAGCAUGAGCAACACGUCCGCAUCCGCUGUGCGCAGCUACGACAGCUGGUCUCUGCGGUCGGGCUCCGAGGACUUCAACAGAAUGAUCACGGACAUCACGCAUGACAUCGAGGCCUUGGGCUUUGAGGAGGACGGGGACAUUGAGGAAGAGGACAAUUACUUGUGAACUCAGGCUUGUAAAAGCAUUAAAGAUGCAAAUACGUCUUUAUGCAUUUGCUACAUUUCAGGUUAGGAAAGGAGAUACCAUACAUAUAUCAAUCAAAUAAUCGAUCAUCCUAUUAAUUUGAACCCAUGGUGUGCCUUUUAACUUACAGUAUGUUGUCACUAUAAAAAAAACAUAAUUUACUUACACAUACAAGAAUUAAAUUAUACACUUUUUCAGCAAAUUUGUAUAACAAUAUAGUAAAACAAUGCAUUUAUAUUUUUAGAAUAGGUUUAAACUGCCGCAUGGAGUUUACAUUUCCUUAGUGAAUUGAUACUACAGUAUUGCUAAGGUUUAAAAUUUGGACAGGUCACACUUUGCAAUUUAAUUUCCUUAAGCCUGUAACUGCUUAUUGGCCUGGAUUGGGAUUUUUAUUUUGUGUUUUUCAUUUAAUCAUUCUGAAAAUCUCACAAUCAAUUGAACGAAUUAUAUGCAUCUACUAUAUGCAUCUACGGUGCAAGUUGUAUUCUCUGUGGACAAAGAAAAAGAAGCAUAAUGCACUUUUCUCUUUAUCAAAAAUCAAUUUAAAAAAACACUUAAAAAAACAUCCAGCAAAAAUGAGUUCCGUCCCAAAUAGUUUAAAACAUUAUGAGUUGCCUGUCCCAUUAAUGUGAACCCAUGGUGUGCCCUUUUACUGACAGUAUGUUGUCACUCAGAUCACUUCUGAAAAUAUCAACAAUACUUGAGUUUUUGCUGCAAGCUGUGCACAAUGUCCAGUAAUUUCGGGCUUAUGUAGGUGGCAGUCUGUAUGCCACUCACAGUAGCUAGAAAGACUGUGUGCCUGCACUAAGGUGGAAAAGUUAUUUUUUUUAUGUUUUAUCUUUUAUAGGUCUAAUUAUAUUUUGUUAUUGCUUUUUUCAAAGAAUAUGUGUUAAUAUAUAUCAGCAAUUGUAUAGAUCUGAAUGGGUUUAUGUGUCAAUAAUUAAAAUGGAGCAGCAACACAAAAUUAGGAAACAAGAUAAAAUUGCUGAAAUGUUGAAAAUGGCAGCAUGGUCAUGUGAAUCUGUAAUGUAAUCUGAAAGAGUUAUAGAAAGUGUAAUAUAUACAGACAUAUGCAUUAAUCUCCUCCAACUCAUAAAACACUCCACCUCAAUAACUAUCCUGUUUUACUAAUUUAAUAAAUGCAAUAAAUGGUAUAAAAAUUAUCAGAAUAUUUGUAUUAAACCACUUUUCCAGUAGAUGGCUACCUAGCCAUAAUUUGCUGCGAUUGAUUGAUACUCAAUAAUAAUUACUGCCAUAUAAGUUAUUGUUGAUGUAGCCAGAAAGCUGACUUCAUAGAAGCUCCAUAUGAUGCUAUAAUAUUCUAAAUUCCUUAUACUGCCAUAAUUUUUGGACAAAAAUAGAUAUAACCCUGUUCAUGACCCUAACACAUAAUAAUGUUGUCUAUUGUGUAUUAUACAUACUGUAGGCUCUGUGAAGUUGUUUUGAGGGUUACUUAAGACUGCAUUCAAAUAAAGAAUGAAUGCACUGUAUUAUUUUAGGAGCAAUAUUUUUUAAACUAAAUUAAACUGCACUUAAACAACAAUUAAU
Messenger RNA from Lepisosteus oculatus (spotted gar), 3587 nucleotides. It is a transcript of the gene ccm2l, whose product is annotated as CCM2 like scaffold protein. The record is from RefSeq and is a predicted model, not a curated record. NCBI's taxonomy places the organism in Eukaryota, Metazoa, Chordata, Actinopteri, Semionotiformes, Lepisosteidae. Gene Ontology annotation, biological process: heart morphogenesis.